Myotis daubentonii (Daubenton's bat) is the source of this 6560-nucleotide messenger RNA. It is a transcript of the gene ZHX2, whose product is annotated as zinc fingers and homeoboxes 2. Gene Ontology annotation, biological process: regulation of transcription by RNA polymerase II. Gene Ontology annotation, cellular component: nucleus. NCBI's taxonomy places the organism in Eukaryota, Metazoa, Chordata, Mammalia, Chiroptera, Vespertilionidae. The record is from RefSeq and is a predicted model, not a curated record. Gene Ontology annotation, molecular function: DNA-binding transcription factor activity, RNA polymerase II-specific; DNA binding.
CCCCAGUUUCCGCCUGAAAAAAAUGACGUUUCGCUGGCGACUCGGGAGGGGGCUGAAUUUCACUUUGUAACUUUCUGCGGAACCCGAGCCCGGGUGGCAGCUCGGGUGGUGGUAUCGUAUGCAAAUACGCAUGCUGACGUUACAGAUCAUGUGGGUUUUGGCGUAGAUUCCCCACUGAUCGAGACAUUUUUUUUCCCCCUCUUUUUUUCCUUCUUUUUUUUUUUUUCUUUUUCUUUUAAAAAUUUUGGCCACUGUUCUCCGUACGAGGGCUUGUUCUGUCUGUCGGUCCGGCGGGCUGGCUUGGCCCCGCUUUCCCACGGAGCCCGAGCCGGGCGCCCGGUGGGGAGUGGGGAGUGGGUGGGGGCAGCCAGCAGAGUUCCAUUUUGGAAAGCCCGUGCCGCGUCUCCACGCUCCCGGCCCGGGUCCCCGCGCUCCCAGCCCCGGCGCAGGUCUUGACGCACUGACUGGUCGCAGAGUCAAAGUGUAAAAAGAUUCCCAGGAUGUAAGCGAUACGGGACAGCUCGCCUGAGGCUGCUGAAAGCCUUCUUUUCUCCUGGUGUCUUGAAUCAAGCUGGAUUGUGAGACGGCAUGGCGAGAGCCCAGACUACAUGUGUGCCGGUGUGAGAACAUGCUCGUUUCCUCUUAUAGGCGCCAUCUGGCCCCACAUGAUUGAAUCAGUAACAAGCAGAUACGAUGCUGCCUCUUGUGUUUAACUGUUGGAGCAGUUACAAUUUUCUGUGCUGAGAUCAUUCUGGAAACACUAGACUUCAGCAUUGACGAAGCCAAAGUCAUCGGAGGGGAGAUAAAGCCAAGAGCCUUUCUCUGAACAAACAAAUAAGUUUGUUCCAAAAGUUUUACUGCCCCCCUCCCUACGCACCCCCCACCCACCCCUGCCCCAAAAUAAGCCAUCGCACGCAGGCAGGCAGCAUGGCGAGCAAACGAAAGUCUACAACCCCGUGCAUGGUUCGGACAUCACAAGUUCUAGAACAAGAUGUGCCCGAGGAAGGAGACAGGGCCAAAGAAAAGGGGAUCAUCGCGCCACAGCCUGAAAUGGCCAAGGGCAGUUGGGCAGCGGAACCUGAAAACUCUUCCAAAGAAAAUGAAGUGAUAGAGGUGAAAUCGACAGGGGAGACCCCCUCCAAAAAGCUCCAAGGUGGUUAUGAGUGCAAAUACUGCCCCUACUCCACGCAAAACCUGAAUGAGUUCACGGAGCACGUGGACAUGCAGCACCCCAACGUCAUUCUCAACCCCCUCUACGUGUGUGCUGAAUGCAAUUUCACAACCAAAAAGUACGACUCCUUGUCCGACCACAACUCCAAGUUCCAUCCUGGGGAGACCAACUUCAAGCUGAAGUUGAUCAAGCGCAAUAACCAAACUGUCCUAGAGCAGUCCAUCGAAGCCACCAACCACAUUGUGUCCAUCACCACCAGCGGCCCCGGGAGUGGUGACAAUGACCCUGGGAUCUCGGUGAGUAAAACCCCCAUCAUGAAGCCAGGGAAACCGAAAGCUGAUGCCAAGAAGGUGCCCAAGAAGCCCGAGGAGGCCACCCCCGAGAACCACAUGGAAGGGACUGCCCGCCUGGUGACAGACGCAGCUGAGAUCCUCUCGAGACUCGGAAGCGUGGAGCUGCUCCAGGAGUUAGGGCACGUCACGCCUUCUGUCCAGCUCCCACCAAACAUCAACCUGGUCCCCAAGGUCCCCGUCCCGCUGAAUACUACCAAAUACAACUCUGCCCUGGACACGAACGCCACCAUGAUCAACUCCUUCAACAAGUUCCCUUACCCGACCCAGGCUGAGUUGUCCUGGCUCACAGCUGCGUCCAAACACCCAGAGGAGCACAUCAGAAUCUGGUUUGCCACCCAGCGCUUAAAGCACGGCAUCAGCUGGUCCCCAGAGGAAGUGGAGGAGGCCCGGAAGAAGAUGUUUAAUGGCACCAUCCAGACAGUCCCCCCGACAAUCACUGUGCUGCCCACCCAGCUGGCCCCCACAAAGAUGUCUCAGCCCAUCCUCCAGACAGCUCUGCCAUGCCAGAUCCUGGGCCAGACCAGCCUGGUGCUGACUCAGGUGACCAGCGGGUCAACCACUGUUGCUUGCUCCCCCAUCACACUUGCCGUGGCCGGAGUGACCAGCCACAGCCAGAAGAGACCUUUAGUGACUCCGCAGGCGGCCCCUGAGCCCAAGCGUCCACAUGUCGCUCAGGUGGCUCAGGUGGCUCAGGUGCCAGAGCCCCCACCCAAGGUGGCGAGCCUUUCACUGACCGCGGCCAGCGACCGCAAGAAGACAAAGGAGCAGAUAACCCACCUCAAGGCGAGCUUUCUCCAGAACCAGUUCCCUGACGAUGCUGAGAUCUACCGACUCAUCGAGGUGACCGGCCUUGCCAGGAGCGAGAUCAAGAAGUGGUUCAGUGACCACCGGUACCGGUGCCAAAGGGGCAUCGUCCACAUCACCAGCGAAACCCUUGCCAAAGACCAGCUGGCCAUCUCGGCCUCCCAACACGGCCGCAUGUACCAUGCCUACCCAGACUUUGCCCCACAGAAGUUCAAAGAGAAGACCCAGGGUCAGGUUAAAAUCCUGGAAGACAGCUUUUUGAAAAGCUCUUUUCCGACCCAAGCGGAACUGGAUCGGCUGAGGGUGGAGACCAAGCUGAGCAGGAGGGAGAUCGACUCCUGGUUCUCAGAGCGGAGGAAGCUUCGGGACAGCAUGGAGCAAGCGGUCUUGGAUUCCAUGGGGUCUGGCAAAAAAAGCCAGGAUGGGGUGGCCCCCAACGGUGCUCUGUCUCGACUUGACCAGCUCACCGGUGCCCAGCUGGUCAGUUCUCUGCCCAGUCCUUCACCAGCAAUUACAAAAAGUCAAGAACAAGUCCAUCUCCUGAGGAGCACGUUUGCAAGAACCCAGUGGCCUACACCCCAGGAGUAUGACCAGUUAGCAGCAAAGACAGGCCUGGUUCGAACUGAAAUUGUGCGUUGGUUCAAGGAGAACAGGUGCUUGCUGAAAACCGGGACCUUAAAGUGGAUGGAGCAGUACCAGCAGCAGCACAUAGCGGAGGACCACGGCUAUGACACCCUGUCGAGGAAAGCUGUCAAGGCCGCCGUCACCGAGAGCCCGAAGAACGGGAGCGAGGUGGGCCUGCAAUACCACAAGGACCCCAAAAAGCUCUGCGAAGAGGACUUGGAGAAGUUGGUGCCCAGGGUGAAAGUGGGCAGCGAGCCAGCAAAAGAGGGUUUGCCAGCAAAGCCCUCAGAGGCCACCUUGGACAGGUCAGAGGGCAACAGCCGAGAAGGCCAGGGGAGUGGCGAAAACGGGGAGUCAGGCGUUGUGGAUUGGGUGGAGGUGACGGUCGGAGAGGAGGAUGCCACCUCUGACCGGUCAGACAGCUGGAGCCAGACUGCCCCGGAAGGCACCGCAGAGCUGGCCGACUCGGACUCCGACAGCGUCCCUCCCGAGGCUGGCCAGGCCUAGACAGGAAGUCGGUCAGAACGGCUCUGUCUGUGAAGAAAGAAGAGAACUCCCCUCCCGGGCCUGCGGGGCCGCCUGGCCAGAGACUCCAGCCGGACCUCGUUAGCUGGCCUGUCCCUGCAGGCAUGGACCGAGCCGAGCGGUGUCACAGGCGCCUCCCAGAGGACCGGUGGGAAUUGUUCAUCGUGCCAAAGUCCUACUACUGCGUUUUCAAUGGGUCCUUGUAAAUAGUUGGCUCCUCUGCCCUGUCCCCCAUCUCUUGCUCCACUGGAACCAAUUUGUACAACGUGGGAAUUUUGCUACCUUUUUAAUCGCGGGCAAUUUCCAUCUCCAGCACUACCAUCGGGAGGUUUUUCCCAGGAGGCGGGGGCUGGUCACACGCGCUUUUUUUCCCCCUUCCUUUUCUUUUUUAUUUUAUUAAUUUGGGGAAAGGGAUAAUAUUAGCAUUAGUGCCAUUAUAUCUACUGGAUUUUAGGUAGGGAGAGUUCAUUUUUAAAGGUGGAUUGAAAUUUGGGAGAUUUCUCGGGGAGGCGUCGGACUCAACUUGGAGAGAGUUUACGGAGGGCAGAUCUUCCAAAUCAAAUCUGUUUCCACUUCUCUGCCAGCCGCCUCUGGGAUCCCCAGGUAGCCACGCACAAUGCUUUCCCAGCGGCCUCCUGCAGGGCUGGUCUCUCAAUGGCCUGGCCUCUGAGUCAGACCUGGGGCCCAGCCAUUGCCGGGCGACCUGGGGAGCAGGUGGCUGUCCUUUUAAAGCACCUUUUUAGAUACUCACAGAAAGGGCUCCCCCCUUUGUAGCAUUGUCAUUACUCUUAUAAAAUGGCAACAAAAAGAGAUCUUCCUCUCUAGAUGGUACAAAGAUGAACCGCGUUGGUUUUCGUUUCUGUUCCUAACUGCCUUUUCUCAGUGUGGUAUUUGACAAGAUUUCAGCUUGAAGCCUCACCAUGAAUUGAUCUUUUUGUUUGUGUGUUUGUUUUGGGCCAAUUUUAGACUCCUGAGUGCGCUUUUCUUCCCAGUUAGUUCUAACUUUUAAAGAAGAAAAACCAAGAGACAUAUCUGGUGUAAAUGUUGCAAUAUGAAUUGUGUGUGCAACCCACCCACCCCCCAUUUGAGUACAUUGCACAAAUAAAAUGCUAGGGAGUUUGGAAAAAAAACACACAAUUUUUCUAACUUGUUGCUCCUUUGCUGUAACUCAAUAAAGCAAAGACUAAACAUUUUUAUAACCUUUUCCUCUGCUCCUGGUCCUUUCAUUUCUGUCUGGCUCCCAGGCCGUGGCAAACACCCUCACUGGGCAUGGAAAGGGGUGUUUGUGAAAGGAGGGCACAGUGGAGGAAGCUGGAUGCAGGUCUGAGAUGACAUUCCAGACACCUGUGCCUCUGGCUUUGGGGACUUUGCUAUAUGCAAUCGGUCCUCUCCUUACCACCCGUUGACCUCCAAACUCCUCCUAUUCACCCCCCACCAAAAAAAAUCCAAAAAAAUCUAACCUGCACUCUUAUUAUUAAAAAAAGAAAGAAAGAAAGAAAGCCAUAACCGGUAUGGCUCAGUGGAUAGAGCGUCAGCCUGCGAACUGAAGGGUCCCAGGUUUGAUUCCAGUCAAGGGCACAUACCGGGGUUGUGGGCUUCGUCCCCAGUAGGGGGCGUGCAGGAGGCAGCCGAUCAGUGAUUCUCAUCAUUGAUGUUUCUAUCUCUCUCCCUCUCCUUUCCUCUCUGAAAUCAAUAAAAAUAUACUUAAACACACACACACACACACACACACACACACACACACACAGUAAAACGUGGCUGUAGCUCCCUCAUGUCCUGGUCCCUGCCUACACUGCCUCCCCUGUCGGAGCUCUCAGUACUAGAACUUCCACAGACCCCCAUCCCCAAUGGUGCCCUGCCCUUCCAGCCUGGAGUCGGAGUCGCCUCCAGCUUCUUCCUUGGCAGGUAGCUGCUUCCCCACCUGCUUCUUACACCCUUGUAGUCUGCUUGCUACUCUCAAGCUAUUUAAAUAAAUUCUUCAAGUAAGGCAGUGUGCGAAGUUAUCGAAUGCCUGAAGAAAGCAAAGGGAAAGCCUUGCCAGAAUGUUUGUCUUUCGACUUUAAUAUCUGUACCAAAGAGAAGCCUUGAUCAUUGGUUGCAGUGAAAAUACACAGAGAGGACAGUUGUGCUCUUGAAACCACCCAAGUUAUCUUUCCUCUGUGGGGAAUGCCUAAAGGGGGGCAGAAACCAGGAGAGAGGUUCUUAAAGCGGAGUAGCUGGACGGGAUUCUUAAUGAAGUGGGAGACAGCAGUGAGGCGGAGUGAGCAUGCUGGUUUGUCUGCCCUGUUCCCCUUUGCCCUAGGGGACACGUGUCUCCCCCUCCACUCAUCUGAUUCCGGGGGCUGCGUGAUAGUGUCCUACCCCCUCCCGCAGGCCGAGCCCUGGCACGCCAGCCCCUAUUCACAGAUCUGGGCGCAGUGUGAUACAGGAGCAGUCUGAGGCUGGAGGAAAGAGCUCCCUAUUCCAUUUAGAUGAUGAUGAAGGUGAUAAUAUUAGCCCGGAGCCACCUGCCAAGCCCCUGCUGAACAGAGUCUGUAGGUAGAAAGAAUGAGGACACCAAUUUCAAGAAAAGAGGCAAAGGGGCCCAGCCAGUGUGGCUGAGGGGUUGAGUGUCAACUCAUGAAUCAGGAGGUCACAGUUCAAUUCAAGGCACAUGCCUGGGUUGCGGGCUUGACUCCCAGUAGGGAGCGUGCAGGAGGCAGCCGAUCCAUAAUUAUCUCUCAUCAUUGAUAUUUCUCUCUCUCUCUCCCUCUCCCUUCGUCUCUCUGCGAUCAAUAAAAACAUAUAAAAUUUUUUUAAAAUAAAAAAAGAAAAGAGGCAAUGAAAGGAGAAAGAUGAUUGAUAACGACGGUGUUAGUGGUGAUAACAACAAUGGCAACUUCAUUUGAGUCCCUGACCAUGUCCAUCUCCCUAUCUUUUCAGUUUCAUAAACACCUACUAUUUCUGUUUUCAUUUUAGCUGUAAACCUUUUGAGUUUGGUUUCUUUCACUAGAAACUCAGUUCUGAUUGGUUGAUGAAAUUAUUGAAUAAAAACCAAUGGAAAGACAAUAAAUGGAAAUAGCCAUGUAUGGCUACCAGCUGGA